GCUCAGUUCCCCGCCCUCCCGGAAGUUGUUGCACAGUCGUUUCCGGGGUGGCGUGAGGUUGGGGAGGACUCCGAAUGGGUCGCAGCCGCAGCCGGUCCCCGCGGAGGGAGCGUAGGCGGUCCCGGUCCACCUCCCGAGAGAGAGAACGCAGGCGCCGAGAAAGGUCCCGGUCCCGAGAGCGAGAUCGGAGAAGAAGCCGCUCUCGAUCCCCGCACAGAAGACGUUCCAGGUCCCCAAGACGACAUAGAUCCACAUCUCCUUCCCCUUCUCGACUAAAAGAAAGAAGAGAUGAGGAGAAGAAAGAAACAAAAGAAACAAAGAGCAAAGAACGUCAGAUAACUGAGGAAGACUUGGAGGGCAAAACAGAGGAAGAAAUAGAAAUGAUGAAGUUAAUGGGAUUUGCCUCCUUUGACUCCACAAAAGGGAAAAAGGUGGAUGGCUCUGUAAAUGCCUAUGCCAUAAAUGUGUCUCAGAAGAGGAAGUAUAGGCAGUACAUGAAUCGAAAAGGUGGAUUCAACAGACCUUUGGAUUUUAUUGCAUGAGAAUUGAAAUAUUGAAGAAUGAUUUUUUUCCCCUCAUCUUGAUCAGAACAGUGGAUAUUGUAUUUUGUAUUUAAUAUGCAUCAAAAAUAGGAUCACAGUCCCUCCUCCUUGUAAAGUAAGAAAGUUUUAUUUAUGAUGUGUGUAGUUCACUUACCCUGCCUCAAAAAAAGGUUAAAUAUUACAUUUUUUUCCUUUAGGAAAUUUCAUUUGGGGCAAUCAUCAACCCCAUUUUUUUGUCCUUAUUCCUAUGGAAACUGUGUAUGUCUUCUUCUUGGAUGUUCUUUAUGACUUUUUAAAACACAUAAGAGUAAUUUGG
Molecule: messenger RNA, 858 nt
Organism: Eubalaena glacialis (North Atlantic right whale)
Lineage: Eukaryota; Metazoa; Chordata; Mammalia; Artiodactyla; Balaenidae
Gene: SNRNP27
Product: small nuclear ribonucleoprotein U4/U6.U5 subunit 27
Exons: 6
Coding region: 75-542 (155 amino acids)
Biological process (GO): RNA splicing
Cellular component (GO): precatalytic spliceosome
Source: RefSeq, a predicted model, not a curated record